AUGGCUGCGACCCAAGUGUUGUCCAGCGUGCGCAAGAGUUAUUGGAUCAUCAAAGGUGGCGCGGCAGUACGAGGAGUAUUAAGCAAAAGCAUCAAGUUCUCCUUUGCAGCCGCCCGAGGUCACGCAAAAAUCCGACCUCGGGCGGCUGCAAAGGAGACUAGGUCCGAUCCUUAUCAAGCAGAAACGAAGUCAAGUAAAGAGAUAUGGCUGCGUAUUGCCCUGUCUAACAAUGCGAGCUGCACACACGAACUCACUACUGAUUCAUUCCUUCAAGCGUUUUCCCGCUUCGUAAGCCGGCGAGGCCCACCUGAAAAAGUCUUCAGUGACAACGGUACGAAUUUCAAAGGCGCUGAGGCAGACCUCAGAGCUGCACUAAAGACUUGGAACAAAGCCCGAAUAGUAGAUGCGCUACGCAAGAACGGAGUUCAGUGGCAGUUAAACCCUCCAAAAGCAAGCCAUGCGGGAGGAAUCUAG
Nematostella vectensis (starlet sea anemone) is the source of this 474-nucleotide messenger RNA. RefSeq lists its product as uncharacterized. Lineage: Eukaryota; Metazoa; Cnidaria; Anthozoa; Actiniaria; Edwardsiidae. The transcript is spliced from 2 exons. Bases 1 to 474 code for a protein of 157 amino acids. The record is from RefSeq and is a predicted model, not a curated record. Gene Ontology annotation, molecular function: nucleic acid binding.